AUAUUGGUGUCAAUUGAUAGUUCAACACACCUUAUUCAACGUGCAUGUGAGAGAGUGAUUCUCUAAAACUUUCACCCACAUUAGUGGCUUCCUCAAACCCUGCAUCGUCUGUAAAGUACCCAUAUCCAGCUCUACAUUCAAGCUCGAGUACACCUAAGAGAUCCGCCUCUUAAACUUUCACAUACUCCCAGUCUUUGCCUUCCAAUAUUAAUAUGGCUUCUUCCUCAAACUCUGAAAUAUUGUCUUCUGCAAAGAAGUACCCAUAUCCAGAAGAGGUUGACGUGAGGCAUUUUGUCAAUGUCAUUCUCUCUAGACAAAACUACUUUGUGUGGAAAAAGAAGAUGCUUCAUUUUUUUGGGCGGCAAGGUUUGGUUGGUUUCAUCAAUGGUGAAGUUGUGGCACCACCAGAAAAGAUCACAAUACCAAAUGAUGAUGAUGUUAAUUAACUCUCCCACGGGCACAAGGGAGAUCGAGGACCAGGAUUACGAGGACUGGAAAAGAUCGGAUGAAUUGUUACAAAGAUGGAUAACAGAGACAAUUAGUGAAGAUGUUCUUCCGCAUGUGGUGUGCUUGAAAACUGCUCAAGAUAUGUGGUCAAAGUUAAUUACCCUGCAUGAAACAAAAAUAGAGUACCCACACCCAGCAGAGAUCAAUGUGAGGGACUUUGUUCAAAUCAAGCUCUCUAAAUUAGAUAACUAUUUUAGGUGGAAGUCAUUGAUGAUUGGUCUUAUUAAGAAUCAAGGCAUGUUUGGUUUCAUAAGUGGUGAGGUUUCAGCACCACCUGAAACGAUUAGAGUACCAGUUGAUGAUGAUGACGAUAGCUUCUACUUUCGCACCAAGGAGAUAGAGAACCCGGAUUAUCAGGAUUGGAAAAGAUCCGACGAGCUCUUGCAAAGAUGGAUAAAGCAAACCAUCAAUGAAGAUGUUCUUCCAAAUGUGGUGCGGUGGAAAACUGCUAAAGAUAUGUGGUCACAGUUGGUUAUCCUGGGUGAAAGAAAAAUGGAGUACCCAAAAGAUAUCAAAGUCACGGAAGUUGUUCCCAUCAAGCUCUCUAGUAGUACCCAUAACUACUCUAGUUGGAAAACGCAGAUGCUUCAUUUUAUUGAGAGUCAGGGCAUGCUUGGUUUCAUCAAUGGUGAGGCUUCAAAACCAACACCUUCUGACGAAAGCAGCAGCAACAAUGAAUGGAGAAAAUCAGACGAGAAGUUGCAAAGAUGGAUCAAGGAAACGAUCAAUGAAGAUAUCCGCCAAGACUUGGUACUGCUUGAAACAUCAAAAGAUAUAUGGGAAAGGUUAAUUAUCAUGCAUGAAACUAAUAUGGUUUACCCAUACCCAAUAGAGGUGAACGUGUGCGACUUUGUUCCCUUCAAGCUUUCCAAUAGCAACUAUCGUGAGUGGAGAUGUCUGAUGCGUCGUCUUAUUGAGAAUCAAGGAUUGAUCGGUUUCAUUUUGCCACCAAAUAUCCCAAGAAUAGAUUCCUUGGCGUGGAAAAGAACAGAUGGGUUGUUGCAAAGUUGGAUAAUAAGGACAAUCAAUGAAAGCUUCCUUCCAAGUUUUUUGAAUUUGGAAACUGCGAGUGAUAUGUGGACAAAGUUUGAGAUACUGUUCGAUUCAAAAACUCUAAUUGGUAAGGUUACUCGGGUCAUCACAUUGUUCAGUAAAAUAAAGAAUUUUCAGUAGGUGUGUUUGAUUGAUAAUCUAGUUAAUUAAUUAUCGUAGUCCAACAAAUAAUUUCCCUCAUUUAAUGUGUAAAUGGGUAAAUACAUAUAGACUAAUUAAUUCAUUUUGAUAACAUGCAAAACUGAUGUGCUUCAAUUAAUUAAUCUUGUGUAGAAAACCCAUACCCAGUAGGCAGUAGAGGUUAACGUGGGGGACUAUGUUCCUGUCAAGCUCUCUAGAGAAAACUACUCUAUGUGGUCAAAAUUGAUGCGUCGUCUUAUUAAUAGACAAGGCUUGCGUGAUUUCAUCAAUGGCACAAUUCCGAAACCAAAGCAGUCAUUAGAGAACAAGAGUACGAGCGAGGCAUGGAAAAGAACAGACGGACUAUUACAAAGCUGGAUAAUGGGAACGAUCGAUCAAAAAGAUGUUCUUGCAUGUGUGGUGGAUUUGGAAACUGCCCAUGAUAUGUGGACUAAGUUAGAAAAAGUGUUUGAUCCCUUGAAAAGAAGUGAAACAAGCAAGCCCACUCUCCUGCACCACAUAUAUAGAUAAUUUAUUAUUAUUAUUAUAUUUAUUUCCUCUUAGUUUAUGAAAAUGCUUUAUUUAUUUAUUAUACACGUACCCACUUUAUAAAUUAUUUAUGUUUGUUGAAUUUGAAUGAAAGUGAAAAACAAAGAAGGCGAAGAAAAAGAUGUAGGGUUUUACCGGCCACUGCAUAGAGCUACACUGAAAGGUGAGUGGGAGAAAGCCAAAGAAUUCUUGGAAAAACACCAAGAUGCAGUGAGUGCGGACAUCACCGGAGAGGGGGAUACAGUACUGAUGGUAGCAGUUAGGUCUGAGAAGAGAUAUCAUUUUGUUAAGUAUCUGUUGGAGUUUAUGAGUGCGUCAUCACAUGUGGAUUUGACUAAAACUAAUGACAAAGGGAGACAUGUCUUCAUUUAGCAGCAUCAGCUAACAACCUUGAGGUAGCCAAGUUGUUAGUGGCCAAGGACCAACAUCUGCCCAAUAUUUAUUAUGAGGAUGAUUUUCUACCUCUCCACGUAGCUGCUUUACUUGGCUACAAGAAUAUGGUUCUUUACUUAAUGGACGUCACCGGAAAAGACGGCGACGUUGGAGGCUAUGGGCCUAUUUUUGUUGGUGCUUUGUCAAUUCGUGGUCUAUACGGUGAGUAUAAUUUUUAUUUUUAUAAUAAACAGAAAUAGAAAAUGCAAUAUGAAAUACUGUAAUAGUACGUUAACCUUUUCUUUCCUCUCUCUUUAACAGACAUUGCUCUGCUAGUCCUUCAGCGCUAGGGUGCUUUAAUUGCAAAGGAAGGAAACCUGUUGGAAGUAAUUGCUAUGCAAAAUUCUGCAUUCAAGAGUGGAACAAAAUUCAACUUUUGCCAAAGAUUAAUCUACUUUUGUUAGUCUAAUCUAUCCUUUCUCUCUCUUCUUCAUCUAUGGAUUUUUUGGCAAGGAUCAAUCUUUUUUAGGAAUGUAAAUCAGCACAUAUAUUCCUUAAAAUCUAGGAAUCAAUAUUACUAAGUAAAUUUAACCAAAAAAAUAUUACUAGGUAAAUUUAGCACACUUAAUCUAGGUUUUUCUUUUUUAAAUAGUCUUGUGGAGUUGGAAGAGUCUAUAUACAGUAGAGACAUUAACUGCUUACUGUUUUCUAAUCUAGGUGUUCCUACGAAGUUGGAAGAGUCUACAUGCCAUUGUAGUUGAGAAUCCUACCCAUUGCUGCAUUUCUGGUCUGUUUAAAUCCAAUAAUUCUAUCUCUAUUUGAUAUAUUGUUUUUUCUUUUCUUUAUUUUUUAUUUUUUAUGGGGAUAUUGGUAAGACUUGAAAUGUUAUUUCCACCUUUCCAUGUUAGCUUAUACUACAAUUCUACAACGUUUUUAGCCUAACCAAUUAUCAAUUCAAAAUUAUUCUCUCUAGUCCAUAAUAAAAUGUCUUAUCUUUUUUUUUUUUUUCUAACAACGUUUUUAACCUAACCAAUAAUCAAUUCAAAAUUAUUCUCUCUAGUCCAUAAUAAAAUGUCUAUCUUUCCUUUUAUUAUGCCUCAAAUAUAUAUAUAUAUUACUUGGGUGCCAGCCCCGUGACUUUCAU
Cornus florida is the source of this 3745-nucleotide messenger RNA. RefSeq lists its product as uncharacterized. The coding region runs from base 298 to 1680 and encodes 460 amino acids. The record is from RefSeq and is a predicted model, not a curated record. Lineage: Eukaryota; Viridiplantae; Streptophyta; Magnoliopsida; Cornales; Cornaceae. The transcript is spliced from 4 exons.